CUGAGCCUCUCCCCCGAGUGGCCGAGCCCCAGGCUACCCGCCCUGUGAGGAGGCCCCGCCUCCCCAGCGGGUGCCUGGUCUCCGCAGCGUGGGGCUGGCGGGGCUCUGGCUGACCGGACACCUCUGUCUCCAGAGAGAGACGCGCUCUGCGCUGGAGGGACAGAGCCUGGCCACAGGGUCCCGGCCUGGGGCUCUGGCCUGAGGGAGCCGCUUUGGCCGUUUGAAUUCGCCCUUCAGAGCACGAGAUGUGACCGCGAAUAAGGAAAUAAACCCUGUUACCUGAUCACAGAUCCUGGGUUGUCUGUAACCCUGGGACUGGCAUAAGGAAUCCAGUCUCACAUGGAUCAUGAGUAUGAUUGAAAUCCAGAGUCUUCAGAUCCACAGCCAAGACCUGUUCUGCUUAACAAUUCCUCCUUCUAUUGGUGUUGUCCUGGAAAUGAGCUGCUACGUCCCUGCUACCUCUAUUUUACAGCUGUUGUGGCCUCCCAAGAGAUGAAUGAAGUUCUGCAAGCACUGAAUCCUCUCCCCAUACAGCGAUCAGAUCCAGUACCUCCCUCACGGUCCAUGCUGGUGCUCUUUUUCGAUUAUCAGCCUGCAUGGUUACCUGUGCUGAUGAGCUAUCUGUGGUUACCUGUGCUCUCCACGCUGGGCAAACAGGAAAUGAAAUUCAAAUGUUCGUGGGGCUUUUCCUGUCUACCUGGCCAGUGCAUCCGAGUUUAGAUUGCUGUCCAGAGCGGUCACAAUGAUGCACUGUGGGAUAGCUCCCGGAGGCCAAUACCAUCGAAUUGCGGCCACACUAUCCCUAAUUCGAAAUGUUAAAAUCGAUUUUGGCGCUACUCCGCUCGUCGGGGUGGAGUACAGAAAUCGAUUUAAAGGGCCCUUUACAUCGAAAUAAAUAGCGUUGUUGUGUGGACGGUUGCAGGGUAAAUUCGAAUUAAAGCUGAUAAAUCCGAAUUAAAGUCGUAGUGUAGACCAGGCCUUAGACUCACACGGCUACCCCUCUGAUACUUGACACCACGCAAGGCACUGCAUUUAGCCGUAUGGAAUGGAAAUCUAUCAACCUCAUGAAGAAACUUGCACAAAUACAGACAGAUAUCCUCUUCCUUUCCAAAUGCAAACGGAUGGACAUCAUACCAAAUGGACUGAAGGUGAAAAAUCCAUUGCUAUCUACAUACUGCACAGACCACAGUGAGAGAUUAUGCCAUACAUUAUCAAAGAAACUGAGGAACCACCUGAUCAGCAUCCUAUACAGCAAACAGAAAAACAUCAAGAAAGAGCUCUCCAACCUGGAGACUUUCAUAAAUAACCAACCCUCCACACAAAUGGACUUGUCUAAAAUAGGACAGGAGAUCUACAUUACACACUUCACCUCUCUACAAAGGAAAAAGGACUGUAAGCUGUCUAAAAUCCUACCUGCCACAUGGGGCCACAACAGGGGUACCCCUAACUCACCCAGCAAUAUCGUCAAUUUAUCCAGCUACACACUCAACCCAGCAGAAGAGUCUGUCCUAUCUCGGGGACUCUCUUUUUGCCCCAGCACCCCCACGAACAUGAUACGGUUCUGUGGUGAUCUGGAAGCCUACUUUCGCCGCCUCCGACUCAAAGAAUACUUUCAUGAUAACACUGAACAGCACACUGAUACACAGAUACCCUCCCACCAACAACACAGGAAGAAGAACUCCACAUGGACUCCUCCUGAGGGUCGAAAUGACAGUCUGGACUUAUACAUAGAAUGCUUCUGCCGACGUGCACAGGCAGAAAUUGUGGAAAAACAACAUCGUUUGCCUCAUAACCUAAGUCGUGCAGAACGCAAUGCCAUCCACAGCCUCAGAAACCACCCUGACAUUAUCAUCAAAGAGGCUGAUAAAGGAGGUGCUGUUGUCAUCAUGAACAGGUCUGACUACCAGAAGGAGGCUGCCAGACGACUCUCCAAUACCAAAUUCUACAGGCCACUUUCCUCAGAUCCCACUGAGGAAUACACUAAGAAACUGCACCAUCUACUCAGGACACUCCCUACACUAACGCAGGAGCAAAUCAACAUACCCUUAGAGCCCCGACCGGGGUUAUUCUAUCUACUACCUAAGAUCCACAAACCUGGAAAUCCUGGACGCCCCAUCAUCUCGGGCAUUGGCACUCUCACUGAAGGACUGUCUGGAUAUGUGGACUCCCUACUCAGACCCUAUGCCACCAGCACUCCCAGCUGUCUCCGUGACACCACAGAUUUCCUGAGAAAACUACAAUGCAUUGGUGACCUCCCAGAAUACACCAUCCUAGCCACCAUGGAUAUAGAGGCUCUCUACACAAACAUCCCACAUACAGAUGGAAUACAAGCUGUCAGGAACAGUAUCUCUGAUGACGACACAGCACAACUUAUUGCUGAGCUCUGUGACUUUAUCCUCACGCACAAUUAUUUCAAAUUUGGUGACAAUAUAUACCUCCAGACCAGUGGCACCGCUAUGGGCACCCGCAUGGCCCCACAAUAUGCCAACAUUUUUAUGGCUGACCUGGAACAACGCUUCCUCAGCUCUCGUCCACUCAUGCCCCUUCUCUACCUACGCUAUAUUGAUGACAUCUUCAUCAUCUGGACCCAUGGGAAGGAGACCCUGGAAGAAUUCCACCAUGCUUUCAACAGCUUCCACCCCACCAUCAACUUCAGCCUGGACCAAUCUACACGGGAGGCCCACUUCCUAGACACCACCGUACAAAUAAGCGAUGGCCACAUUAACACCACCCUAUACCGAAAACCCACCGACCGCUACGCCUACCUUCAUGCCUCCAGCUUCCACCCCGGUCACACCACAUGAUCCAUCGUCUACAGCCAAGCACUGAGGUACAAUCGCAUCUGCUCCAACCCCUCAGACAGAGACCAACACCUACAAGAUCUUCACCAAGCAUUCUCAAAACUACGAUACCCACACAAGGAAAUAAAGAAACAAACCAACAGAGCCAGACGUGUACCCAGAAGCCUCCUGCUACAAGAGAAACCAACAGAACUCCACUGGCCAUCACCUACAGUCCUCUGCUUAAACCUCUCCAACGCAUCAUCGGUGAUCUACAACCCAUCCUGGACAAUGAUCCCUCACUUUCACAGACCUUAGGAGGCAGGCCAGUCCUCACCCACAGACAACCUGCCAACCUUAAGCAUAUUCUCACCAGCAACCACGCACCGCACCACAACAACUCUAACUCAGGAACCAACCCAUGCAACAAACCUCGAUGCCAACUCUGCCCACAUAUCUACACCAGCAACACCAUCACAAGACCUAACCAGAUCAGCUACAACAUCACCGGCUCAUUCACCUGCACGUCCACCAAUGUUAUAUAUGCCAGCAAUGCCCCUCUGCUAUGUACAUUGGCCAAACUGGACAGUCACUACGCAAGAGGAUAAAUGGACACAAGUCAGAUAUCAGGAAUGGCAAUAUACAAAAACCUGUAGGAGAACACUUCAACCUCCCUGGCCACACAAUAGCAGAUGUAAAGGUAGCCAUCUUACAGCAAAAAAACGUCAGCACCAGACUCCAAAGAGAAACUGCUGAGCUCCAGUUCAUUUGCAAAUUUGACACCAUCAGAUCAGGAUUAAACAAAGACUGUGAAUGGCUAUCCAACUACAGAAACAGUUUCUCCUCCCUUGGUGUUCACACCUCAACUGCUAGCAGAGCACCUCACCCUCCCUGAUUGAACUAACCUCGUUUUCUCCACACUGAUUUAUACCUGCCUCUGGAGAUUUCCAUUACUUGCAUCUGAAGAAGUGAGGUUCUUACCCACGAAAGCUUAUGCUCCCAGUACUUCUGUUAGUCUCAAAGGUGCCACAGGACCCUCUGUUGCUUUUUACAGAUUCAGACUAACACGGCUACCCCUCUGAUAUUCCGCAUCUAAGCAUGCAUGCCUAACCCUCCUCUCCCAACGAGCCCGCACCGAAAAAAUUCCUUCCCGGAGGGGGGGGGAGCACUUACCGGGAACGUGCUCUUCUGUUUGUCCUCCACCAAGUACCGCCCGCUGCAACUGGCUACCUUCCUGCUGGCUCGAGAAGAGCUCCUGGCUGCAUGCCUCCAGGGAUUCCGGGGUGUCUCCAUCUGGCCCACCACCAUCACUCCUGUUUUGUUCUCCCCCCCCCUCCCCUCGGGCUCUGAAGUGUCCAUGGUGGUGCUCGGAGUGGAGGUGGGGUUAACCCCAAGUAUCACCUCCAGCUCUUUGUAGAAUCGGCAGGUUGUGGGGGGAGCACCCGAGCGGCCGUUUGCAUCGCGGGCUUUGUGGUACGCGUGCCGGAGCUCCUUCACUUUAAUCCUGCACUGCAGGGCGUCCCAGUCAUGGCCCCUUUCCAUCAUGUCCUUUGAUACCUUCCCGAAGGUAUCGUAAUUCCUACGGCUGGAGCGCAGCUGGGACUGUACAGCUUCCUCCCCCCAAACACUGAUGAGGUCCAGCAACUCGCCAUGGCUCCAUGCUGGGGCUCGCUUGGCACGUGGAGGCAUGGUCACCUGGAAAGAUUUCGCUGAUAGCACUCCACACCACGCCGGGCUGAGCAAACAGGAAGGGGAUUUUUAAAAUUCCCGGGGAAUGUAAAGGGUCGGUCACAUGGUUGGUUACGUGAGGCCAGGGCAGUAGAGUUUGAACGGAUAACCAGAGUGGCUAGAACAGGCAUUGUGGGAUACUGCCGAAUAAUUCCGGAGGCCAUUCACAGCGCUUUGGGGGGGCCACACUGGCGCUGCAGCGGCAGCGCAAUACUCGCUAUUCCUCUCGGAGAGGUGGAGUACAUGCAGCGCUGCAACCACGGAGAUACAGCGCUGCAAAUUCCUUGCUAGUGUGGACGGGGAAUGAGUUACAGCGCUGGGGGAGCCUUUACAGCGCUGUAACUCGCAAGUGUAGCCAAGGCCUAAGUGGGAGAGGGACCACGUGUUUGGGUUUCAAAGGGUUUGUUAUGUUUAGGGGACAACUGAACUAUUUAGUUCUUGGGUAAAAGAUCAGUGACUGGUGGGUGCAGGUGCCCUGCAUAACUAUACAAUAACAUCACCACAGCAUUUGCCCCCCUACCAGUGCAGAGGGUGUUACUUACCUAAUGUUUCUAACCUGGUUAGUCUGAUAUCUAGUUUUCUGUCCCCCUGCCCCUCUCAAAGGAGCGGCGGGGGGAACAGACUAAGCUCUGUGGUGCAAAGGCUGCUUCUCAAGCUAUGUCUGUGCUGUGCCUGACGCAAUGGCUCCGUAACCUCAACUGGGUUUCCAGGUGCUACUGUGCUAUUAUUAAUAAUAAUAAAGACUCCAACCCCCUAACUCUGCUCUUCUACCUCUUUCCUGCCCUUUGUCUUUGUUGUAGAACUUGAAUCCUUGGUGCCACAGAGCUCCUUGUCCCCCACUGACUCUGGGAGGGGAAGAUGCAGAAAUCUAAAAUUAACAUCAGCAGAGAGUCCUGUGGCACCUUG
Messenger RNA from Malaclemys terrapin pileata, 5414 nucleotides. RefSeq lists its product as uncharacterized. The transcript is spliced from 4 exons. The record is from RefSeq and is a predicted model, not a curated record. Bases 1041 to 2804 code for a protein of 587 amino acids. Lineage: Eukaryota; Metazoa; Chordata; Testudines; Emydidae.